GCAUGGAGCUGUGCCUUUAAGCCUCCGGCUUGCAGCGCCAGGGCACCUGACCUCAGCAUCCUCAGCUGAGUUGGAUUAAGGACUGGGGGUGGGCGCUUGGAGAGUCUCACGCCCCUCUUCCCCCCAGCCCAGCACAGCCCUGCUUUGGCUCCCGUGCCUUGCCGCCUCCCAAACUGUGCUCGUUUAUAUCCCGGUGGAAGUGGACGUCCAGGGGGGCAGAGGCCUGCGCAGCUGUGCUGAUGGUGAAGGGGUUGUGAGAAGGGGCCUGGGGCUGGCAGGGGCAGGCAGCGGUGCCAGGCGGAAAAGCCCCCAGGGUGGGAUUGUAGCCGGACCUGCCAGAGUUGCCAUCCCGCUGCCAUGAAGGAUUUCACGGAGAUCACCCUGUGCACCAAUGGGCUGGACCACAGCAAGACAGAGUUUUGCAAUCCUGCCUUCGAACCUGAGAGCGAGGGGGCCGGGGCCAUGCCCCCUGCCCAGCGCCGGACAGAGGCCAAGAACGGGAGCAUCAUGGGAGCCGCCUGGAACGGCCUCGGCCGGCAGGGCUGGCGCCCGGCGGGGGAGAUGCUGCGCCCCGACUGCAGGUUCUCGGGGCUCUGCGUGGUGCUGCUGAGCGUCCUCCUGCUGCUGCUCCUCGCCCUGCUCCUUGGCCUCGUCCUCUCCCAGCUGACAGCCCACCCCCCCCCAGGCAGCUCUCCCUCCCUGGCUCCCCCUGCCAGCGGGACCACGGCACCUGCCCCCCGGAGCUCCCUGGCCCCCCAGGAACAGAGCAAGCUGCCCACGGCUGGCACGCCAGCGCCCGCCUGCGGCGGGACCCUGCGAGGCCGAGAGGGCUCCUUCAGCUCCCCCAACUACCCGGCGCCCUACCCCCCCAACGCCCUGUGCGUGUGGCACAUCCGGGUGCCCCCCGGGCUGGCCGUGCAGCUGAAGGUGGAGGUGCUCAGCGUGGAGGGCACUGCCACCUGCCUCUUUGACCGCCUGGAGCUCCACGAGGAGCCCGACGACGAGGGGACCAGCGCUCCCCCGGGCAGUGCAGCCAGGUUCUGUGGCAGCGUGGCGCCCCCCACGCUCAACACCAACACCAGCCGGCUCCGUGUCACCUUCAUGUCCGACGGCAGCGUGAGCGCCCGGGGCUUCAGCGCCCGCUACCGUGCCAUUGCGCCCAGCGAGAAGAGCUGCGCCUGGGACGAGUUCCCGUGCGACGCCGGGCGCUGCCUGCCCCUUGGCUCCGUCUGCGACGGCUUCCACGACUGCGCCGACCACGGCGACGAAGCCGACUGCAGCCACAAGCCCCGAGAGUGCGGCGGGGCACUGACCAGCCUGGAGGGGCAGAUUUCCACCCCCAACCACCCCCGGCCCUACCCGCACCAGCAGCUGUGCCUGUGGCAGAUCUCAGUGCCCGAGGGCCACCUCGUCACCUUGCGCUUCCACAACUUCAGCCUGGAGGCGCAGGACGGCUGCUCCUUCGACUUCGUGGAGGUGCACGAUGGUGCGGGCACCAGCGCCCACAACCUGCUGGGCAGGUUCUGCGGCUCCCGACUGCCGCCCGCCCUGACCUCGACGCGCCACGUCAUGACUGUCCUGUUCGUGGCCGAUGACGGGGUGGCCGACGACGGGUUCUUCGCCACCUACCAGGCCUGGAACGCCACGGAGCGGACAUGCAGCCCCUGGGAGUUCGCCUGCGGGAGCGGGGAGUGCCAGGCGCCCGAGGCGGUGUGCGACGGCUGGCACGACUGCCCUGACGGCAGCGACGAGCUCAACUGCACCAGCACGCGCCCCCCGCCUGUCGAGUCCUGCGAGCUGAUCCGUGUGGAGAUGUGCCUGGGGCUGAGCUACAAUGCCACGGCCUUCCCCAACAUCUGGCUGAACAUCCCCGACCAGCAAGGCGCCGCCGACGUGCUGCGGGGCUACAAGAGCCUGGCAGGGCUGUCCUGCUACCAGCCCCUGCGCCUGCUGGUCUGCGGGCUCUUCGUGCCCCGGUGUACCCCUGAUGGGGGGGUCCUGCGGCCCUGCCGCCCCGUGUGCCUGGCAGCUGAGCAGCGCUGCCAGCCGGCCCUCGACCUCCUGGGCAUGGCCUGGCCCAUCAACUGCAGCAUCCUGCCAGACGCCAGCCACCCCGAGGAGUGCGUCCAGCCCUGAGCCCCCCGCGCAGCCCCCCUGCAGCAGGGCAGGAGCUCCCGCCUGGGCUCCUGGGGGGUAGAGACCUCAGCCCAGCAGCAGGGAGGUGAAUCGUGGCUGUUUCCUCCCAUGGGCACAGGCCCGGGCACAGGUAAAGUCCAUCUGGUUCCAACCCCUGCUUUCCCACAGCCCAUGUGUCCAGCCACGAUGAUCCUCCUGUGCCUCAGUUUCCCUGUCUGUAAAGCAGAGGUGCAGGUAGCCUCUGGGCCAAGGUGGGAGGAUGAAGUCAUGGCAGCUGGUGAGGGUCCCUGGCCCCUCUGUGACUGGAGCCAGAG
Messenger RNA from Gavialis gangeticus (Gharial), 2450 nucleotides. It is a transcript of the gene MFRP, whose product is annotated as membrane frizzled-related protein. The coding region runs from base 358 to 2136 and encodes 592 amino acids. The record is from RefSeq and is a predicted model, not a curated record. The transcript is spliced from 13 exons. Lineage: Eukaryota; Metazoa; Chordata; Crocodylia; Gavialidae. Gene Ontology annotation, molecular function: protein binding.